AUGGUUCAAACGACCACUACUCCAACAUCGCCACCAACUACCAAGGCGCCUGUGGUAACAACAACAACCCCAAAAUCACCUACUCCAACAACGAAGGCUGAAAAUAUCCCUCAACCUGUGUCCACUUCCCAACCGCCCAAAACCAAGAAACCUGUAAUUGUCACCACCCGUAAACCAUCAACAACCACCAUCAUGGUUAGCCAAGGGACAACAACUAAUAAAGAAUCAGAGUCCAGAGCAACAACUCCAAAGCUGGUGCACGAUAAAGUCACCACACCUAGUCAAACCUCUCUGAUCACACCAACUACAGCUCUUCCCCCGGCCAUGUCUACUGUAACUUCACAAGUCGCCGCAAGCAGCACCUCAGCAAGAAAAACACCAGGCCCCCGUGAUGACGCGAAGACACAUGGAGUUGCCGCCACUACUGUUUCCCAGAUGAAGCUGAAGACCACUGCAGAAACUAGUACCAUCACGUUCAAGUCUCCUGUCAUCACGAAGCACACCAUUCGUCCCAGUAUCCGAGGAACCACGGCUCCUACUGCUCAUCUUCCAACAGGUACCACUGACACCACUGCUACUAAAGUAAAUCAGAUGCAGGGAGACCAGCCAAUCCCGCAAAGAAACCCAGUCAAUGUGACCCCAGCAGCAACACAGAAACAAACGGUGACCCCUACAGCUGUGAACGUCCUGCCGUCACCGACAUCAAAGAUAUCGACCGAGUCAGCAGUACCAACUACGGCGGCUGACAAGAAGCCGACGACUGCCCAACCAACGAAGCAUACAGUCCCUGACCAGAAGACGUACCAAACGGUUCCCAUGGUUAGAAUCGUGCAGGAGGCUGCCGAUGUCACGCGCGCUCCCGACAUGAAGACGGCGACGUUGACCCACCAAGCGCCAACUGCCUGGUCAAAUAAAACGGAGGCCAGUAAGCAUGCGCCUGUGAUUCAGCCUGAAGUGGCGAAGCCUACGUCAGUCAGUACUACCUUGGCACCUCAACCGCCACAUCUGUCCACCCGGCCCUCUAUCGAGUUCGUAGCCACGCCGACAGCUUACCGGACGCCGUGGCACGCCGUCACCUCUGGCGACACGGCGGGAACCAGCGAAAACGUCUCGUCCAUCACGGCAGUACAGGAUGGCGCAACAGCCUUGGAGACAGCAACCGUGACGUCAUCCACGCCGAUCGAAUUCUUCACCGCAACAGAAAGUAUGACGCCAAAAGUUGUUUCUCAAGAAACUAAGCAGUCCACGCUUGCCUCCGUCACAAAGAGCACCGCUGAUCAGAAGAAGUAA
This is a messenger RNA of Branchiostoma belcheri (Belcher's lancelet), 1290 nucleotides long. RefSeq names its product mucin-2-like. Bases 1 to 1290 code for a protein of 429 amino acids. The transcript has a single exon. The record is from RefSeq and is a predicted model, not a curated record. Lineage: Eukaryota; Metazoa; Chordata; Leptocardii; Amphioxiformes; Branchiostomatidae.